This is a messenger RNA of Pygocentrus nattereri (red-bellied piranha), 3187 nucleotides long. RefSeq names its product NADPH oxidase activator 1 (gene noxa1). NCBI's taxonomy places the organism in Eukaryota, Metazoa, Chordata, Actinopteri, Characiformes, Serrasalmidae. Gene Ontology annotation, biological process: superoxide anion generation. The record is from RefSeq and is a predicted model, not a curated record. The transcript has 19 exons. Gene Ontology annotation, molecular function: protein binding; superoxide-generating NADPH oxidase activator activity. Bases 1190 to 2749 code for a protein of 519 amino acids.
AGCGAUGACCUGAGCCUCUUUUUGCCGUGCCUUUGUCACAGAGUCAGGGUCAGCUGUAUUGGAUGCCCUGCAAAACAAGAGACUUAUCAAGUUAUGAGAAGACCGUGCAAUAAAUGCUGGAAGAACACACGUCCUCAAACGAACAUGCCAGAACAUUUCUUAAACAUACUACAGUAUCAUAAAUGUUUAUUGGUUGUGUAGUUAGUCACAGAGUUAAGAUAACACACUGGGAAGAUGAUUGUUGUGUUCUGACUACUUUAUAUUGGUGAAAGUAUCUUGGUUAAAAGCAGCCCACUGCUGUAAAGCUUGCGGGUAACAUGGCAUAGCAGAGGGAUAGCUGCAAAUGCUGCUAACCUGAAAUGAACCUGGUGGAGAACAGUCUGCUGACACAAGCUGACCAUGAAAGAAUGUAAAUCAGCUCUAUCUAGAAAAGCCCCACAGGGCAAAACUAUACAGACUUGCAAAUGCAUUGUAAAGAGGCCUGUUUGUAUUAGGGAAGUCUUGACCACCUGCAGGGAUAUACAUAAUAGUGUUUUUCCUGAUGAUCUACAGGAAAGUGGUUCUGGUUGGGGUAUUAACAUGAGUAUUAUCACCAGAACAUCAAGAAACCCCAAUUCACUUGGUCUGCUUUGCCUGUAUGUGAUUGUUAAGAGUCUCUCUUCUCAUGUUCUCCUUCAUUCACACUGUUUUAGAUUGUUCUCUUACUUUCCUCUGCUUUGAGCUUUAUCUCAGCUAUAGCUGCUUUUCUCACAUCUCUGGCAGGAAACGCUUCCACAAAAGUUGUAGAAACUCAGUGUUCAACUGUUUUAUGAGGCUGAAAUCAGUUUCUCAUUCUCCAGAAUGUAACUGCUGCACCAUUUAAGAUGGAACAGGAAUAUUCAAACAAGAAGCUGGCGAACGAGUUGACUUCAGCUUUGUGGCUUUUUUGUGUUGGAUAGUUUCUUGUUGCAGAUUACGCGUAGCAGGACACCAGCAGCUGCUAGCUAGGCGAGAUUGUCGUCUGCCUGCCAGUCUUCAGUGUUAAAGAGUUUCCUGGUUUGUCUGCUCACUGUGGGCGGGAAAGCUGUCCAAACUUCAUGCUUGAUUUCCUGGCCGGUCAAGAGGGACAUAAAACACUUGCUCCAGUCGCGCUCAUCUUCACUUUAGUUGAAGGCUGUUCCUCAGUCUGUUGCUGUGCUGUGACUGGGCCAUGCUGUACACGGAGCUAAUCCGGCUGUGGGACGAGGGCGUGAGGGCAGUGGAUAACAGGGACUGGCAGGGUGCUUUGGCCAAACUCAACCAAAUCUCUGACCCCACCUCUCGCACGCUGUUUGUCACCUCCUCUGUCCACCUUGCCCUGGAACAGUUUGACAUGGCUAUCAAGACUCUAGAUUCCGUUAUUGCAAAGGAUGAGAGAUUAGCUGUUGGCUUCUUCCAAAGGGCUGCUGUGCAUAUGAUGACAAACAGGCUGGAGGAGGCUCUGGGUGACUGCAUUUGGGCACAGAAGCACAUGAGAGAAAACACGAUCAUUGACUACAAACAGUUAGGACUACGCUAUAAACUCUACAGCUGGCAGGUUCUGUAUAAUGCAGCAGCUGUCCACUGUAGAAUGGGUCAGUGGGAGAAAGCUGGAGAGAUCCUGCUGGCCGCCUCACAGGAAAGAGGAGGGAGGGGGGUCCAGGUGGACCUGGCAAUGGACAGUAUAGCAAGGAGGGAGGUGAUUGCUCCUCUUUUCGUCCCAGAGGGAGUAGUGUUUCGCCCCAGGAAACAGGAUGUGGAGGAGCUUCGGCCAAGAGACUUUCUGGGCAAACCGGAGGUCAUCAUUUCUGACAUCCCACACGAUGACUUCGGAGGCUUUGAACCCCUCAGGCCGCAGAAACCUGGAUACUAUGAGCCAAAGGUAGAGGAAGGCCAGGACUCGCGCUACAUGUGUGUGAAGAAUGCAUACAUGGCCAAAAGUCCAGGUGAACUGACCGUUCCUGCUGGAGCGCAUGUCUUUGUCUUCAGCCAAGACGACAGGAAUGAUCUGGCCACAGUUAUAUACGAUGGUCAGAGAGGCCUGCUUCCAAACUUCCUGCUUGAACCGGUUACAAAAAAGACUAAAGGCAAAAAGAAAAAAUACAGUGUGCCUAGUGGGAUCCCUCUGCCGCCCAGCCUGAAGCCGCCCACUCGCCCGGAGGCUGCUGUUUCUCUUCCCCCAGAGUUACCCUCCUCUUACACCAUUGACACCUGCACCAGCUCUCCUUCACAGGACAUCAUCACAACCCAAAGCCCCUCACGGCAGACUGAGGGAGCAGACUCAGUCAUAGUUAAAGCGCACUACACAUACACCGUGGCUCUGAGCGUCCCAAUAGACAUAGAGUAUCGGGAGCUGCAGGAGAGAGUCGCUCAGAAAUUAGGACAGCCUGCUGCACUCAUUCGCCUUAGACACAAGCAGCAUGGUUCCUCACUCCUGAAGCCUCUGGAGGGCGAAGGAGGUCUGCGUGACCUGGCUGAAGUGGCAGAGUCAGGCCGGGCCACACUGUGGUGUCAGGCUGAGGAUCCUCUGGCCAACAGGACAAUCCUAUACCAGAUGGUGGCACUGUAUGACUAUUCCGCACAGGGGCCUGAGGACCUGGAGUUUGGUGAAGGGGACACCAUUGACAUUCUCAGUGAAGUGAAUGAGGAAUGGCUAGAGGGACACACUGCUGGAAACAUCGGCAUUUUCCCCAGAUGUUUUGCCUACAGAGAUUCAGAGAAAGCCGCAGUCAAAGAAGCAACAUCACUCUAAAAGCUCAAAUGCCUAAAUAUGUAAAUACAUUAGACAGUAUUUCCAAUCCAUAUAUUUGUAUAUUUAUUGAAAAUUAGUAGAUUUAAACCAUACAUUAAUAUUGAUUAUAAGCAAUCACAGCUAUUUGCAUAUUACUUUCAGUAUCAUUGUCAGAUAUUAUUUUAUGUAAAAUGGUCAAAAUGUCUGGGAAUACUACAAAAUAUUUGACUGCCUUCAAUCGUGUUCCUUUACACUGGUGGCGAUUUGAUUAUAUAGUUAAACCUGCUCAGGUGGAACAAUGCUGUCAGUCAAAAUGCACGUAUAAAAUAUUCUGUCAUAACAUGAAAGCUGAUUGUCAGUCUGUCUGAAUAAGUGACAGGUGGUAUCGAAGCUUGGAGUGCUGAGUCGCGCUGUAGGCUCUCUGUUGACUGACUAAAAUAAAUGGCAGGUUCAUGUGAA